AUGGCGACUCAUUACAAGAAAACCUUCCCUUUGUAUAUCAAUUCAAUAUUUGACGUCAUUGCAAUUGGUGGAAUAUUGUGCGAAUUGUCUCACACCCGGCAAUUCGCCCACAUGGUUGUUACGACUGACCCUAAUCAUAAGGGUCUCUCUGAAUGGGCUUUAAGAGGAGUAGUAAAUGGAGAGCAAGCGCGAGGUAUUGUUGUUGAUGGAGCUUAUUUCCUCUCCGGAAUCCUAUUAGGAAACAACCACGGCGCCCCAGAAUACUUUGAAUACACACUCCCUUGUACAUUUAUUUCGAAGACACCUCCAUUUCAUCCAGCUGAAGUGGUCAAUUCUGUCGGAGUUACUGGAUAUGGUACCAUAAUCGAAGUUUUCACUGUUGCAAAGUCCGAUCACGAAACGUCUAUAUGUCUCUCGGUGGAGCACUGCAACUUCAACCGCGAUACCAAUGAAUACAUUUCAUUCCUUGUCCGAUUCAUGGGAUCAACGCCAGAUAUUGAUCAAUCAUUACUCACUGCAUGUACUCCUGGAAAAGAAAUUCUCAUCACAGGAUCAAUAGUCGAUAGAGACUUAUCGCAAAAUACUUGGCUAGUCAAGAUGAACUAUUUAGCUCUCGUUGGAGAUGAACACAGGGAUCAUCAUCAGGAGACGGAAGAUGGUCUUAAGAACUCGACUCUGUAG
Molecule: messenger RNA, 681 nt
Organism: Melampsora larici-populina 98AG31
Lineage: Eukaryota; Fungi; Basidiomycota; Pucciniomycetes; Pucciniales; Melampsoraceae
Exons: 4
Coding region: 1-681 (226 amino acids)
Source: RefSeq, a predicted model, not a curated record